Messenger RNA from Racocetra persica, 254 nucleotides. The record is from the annotation of a GenBank genome assembly. Lineage: Eukaryota; Fungi; Glomeromycota; Glomeromycetes; Diversisporales; Gigasporaceae.
AUGACUUCCCAUUCUUAUAAAGAACUUGUUCGCAUUAAUAAAAAGAUAUUUCUAAAGGAAUAUAAUUCUGAUGUUAUAAUUUAUGCUGAUGAAGAAAAGAACUUGAAAGAAUUUUUUGCGCAUUCAACUAUUUUGAUUGCACGUUCUCCUUAUUUUGAAUCCGCCUUUUCUAAUGAUAAUACUGAAAAGGCUGGUGAUUUUUAUAUGUUUCAUUUUCAAAAUAUUUCUUCAAAUAUUUUUGAAAUCAUCCUAAG